Myxocyprinus asiaticus (Chinese sucker) is the source of this 3170-nucleotide messenger RNA. RefSeq names its product eyes absent homolog 2-like. NCBI's taxonomy places the organism in Eukaryota, Metazoa, Chordata, Actinopteri, Cypriniformes, Catostomidae. Bases 396 to 1823 code for a protein of 475 amino acids. Gene Ontology annotation, biological process: negative regulation of extrinsic apoptotic signaling pathway in absence of ligand; positive regulation of DNA repair; cell differentiation. Gene Ontology annotation, cellular component: nucleus. The transcript is spliced from 16 exons. Gene Ontology annotation, molecular function: protein tyrosine phosphatase activity. The record is from RefSeq and is a predicted model, not a curated record.
GCCACACACACAGGGAGCGAGAACAUAGCUACAGCUGACAGCGAAUGUUCUCGCGCGCUCACAGCGGGCUACUUUCAAAUUUCAAAAACAACAUUUAAAGUUAAAAGUUCUCGUCAGGAUGCGUCAUUGUUACUAUAUCCGUUUGUCGGCGCUUUGAUCAACACUGAGCCCGAGAUACAUCCACUUAACGGCUUUAACAUCAUCACAGAGGAUGGAGCGGCAACUUUUCUGAACACAACCCUGAUUUUUAUUUGGCUUGGCUUUAGAUAUGGAGAGCUGACAGGUGAAUGUGUAAAAGCGGAAGUACAACGACAAUCAACCCUCAGUCUCAGGGGCCAUUACACAUACACAUCAGGCAACAAGACUAGGACACAUCAACUAUUCUCAGAAUAGUCAUGGCUGCUUACGGACAGACGCAGUACAGUCCUGCAUUACAGUCGGCCGGCCCGUACGCACCGUACACACAUCACACACAGAGCUACAGCAUGACACCGUACAAUAUUAAAACAGAGGACGGUUUGAGUCAUUCACCUGGUCAGAGCAGUCUACUUGGCUAUACGUCAAACUUCAGCGGCAGUCCACCCAGUCAAGCCCUGUACAGUUACUCACAUGGCGGCAGCAUUUCUUCUGGAAUUUUCCAGGGUGCAAAUGGCAUCACAGGCUCAACACCAUUCAGUCCUACACAGCAGGACUUCUCAACAUAUUCUAGCUACAGCCAAAAUCAAUAUUCACCAUACUACAACACACACUACAACAGCCCAUACAUUACAGCCAGCAAUAUCACGCCAUCGGCAAUCACCACAGCGAUACCCUAUCAGCACACAGAGCAUCCUGCUGUAUCGACCAAUCACAGCCCGGAGUCCCAAACAGGAGACUACCAAGCUCCCACGAGUCCCCCAACUCCAGGAAAAGAGCAGGAAAGCGGUCCGGCUCGACGCAGCUCAGACGGAAAGUUGAGAGGCAGGAAGCGGGCGGGUGACCCCGUACCCCCUCUGGACUCUGACAUUGAGAGAGUGUUUAUCUGGGACCUGGAUGAAACCAUCAUCAUUUUCCACUCGUUACUCACAGGGACAUUUUCCACACGCUUCGGCAAGGACUCUGCCAAGGCUGUUUCUCUGGGGCUUUGGAUGGAAGAGAUGAUCUUCAACUUGGCCGAUUCGCGACUGUUUUUCAACGACCUGGAGGAAUGCGACCAAAUUCACAUCGAUGAUGUCGCCUCGGAUGACAAUGGCCAGGACUUGAGCAUGUAUAACUUUGGCACGGACGGCUUCCAAACGCCAGCGGGUGGUGGCACGCUCUGCAUGGGUUCGGGUGUUCACGGUGGAGUUGACUGGAUGAGGAAACUCGCCUUCCGCUACCGACGCGUGAAAGAGAUCUACAACAUCUACAAGAACAAUAUAGGAGGUUUGUUGGGCAGUCCAAAGCGAGAGGAGUGGCUUCAGCUGAGGCGGGAAAUGGAAGUUCUGACAGACCUCUGGUUGACUCAAGCACUGAAGGCUCUCGCGCUCAUCAACUCCAGACCAAACUGUGUAAAUGUGAUGGUAACCACCACACAACUGAUUCCAGCACUCUCUAAAGUUCUGCUCUAUGGCCUCGGAGGAGCGUUUCCCAUCGAGAACAUCUAUAGCGCCACCAAAACAGGUAAAGAGAGCUGCUUCGAGCGAGUGACUCAGAGGUUUGGUCGGCGAGCCGUGUAUGUGGUCGUAGGAGAUGGCGUGGAGGAGGAAACUGUGGCAAAGAAGAAGAACAUGCCAUUCUGGAGAGUCACCUGCAGAGCAGACCUGGAGGCCUUAAGUCAUGCACUUGAGCUGGAUUACCUCUAGAGAGCAGCGCCUGUCUCCCUCCACACUUCAGACAGGAACGGUCCACAGGAAUCACAUAACCAAGCCAAGAACUGCAGGACCGAUCAGCAGGAAAGGGCAAUCUUAUAGGAAAUGUUUGCGUCAGAUCAAUCCAAGAAAAACAUUUUCAUCUUUUUCUCGUGCUACACCUGAAACUAAAGUCUCGAUUCUUUCAUUAACUUUUUUUUCCUGUACCACAGCACUGCACUGAAAGCAAAGACCCAUCUAAGAUUAGUUGUAAAGAUAUGAGUCCUAGCAUUUGGGCUGUGUUCGGAAUAGCAUACUACCGUACUAUUUCUUCAGUAUGCAUGUGUAUUGUUCAAACUGGCAAGUUUAAACAUUUUUACACUAAGUUGGAUGAAAAAUGCUGAAUAAACAUGUUUAUGUCCGAGAUGAUAACUGUACGCCUCUCAUGUUAUGAGGUCAUGUGACAACAGUUUAGCAAACUACCGUUUGAAAUGUUUGUUGCAUAUUGUGUAACUGCUCAAAAAAAAAAAUAAUUCUUUAAAUUAAGCAGUGCACAGUGUAUACUGGUCAGUAUGUAGUAAUAAGUACUGUAUAUAGUAUUCUUUUCUGAACAUAUCCAUAGUAAUAUCAAAGACACUGUGUAAACUACCACCAAAAGAUUUGAAAGGUGUAAAGAUUAACAUAAAAUAAAGGAAAUAUCACAACAGCAACUACAAAAAAAAGAGAAUUGUGACUAUAACAUUUAGUGAAAAAAUUAAGCUGAUAAUUAAAAAAUAAAAAUAAAAAAAAUGAUUAUAAAUGAUCAUUUCUUUCAGUGUAAAAAUUAUUCCAAUUUGAUCGAAGAUUGCAUCAUACAUAAAAAUCAAUCAAUAAAUAUUUACUGAUUUGAAAUGAAUAAAAAGGAAGAUUUUAUUGUACUAAAAUAAGAACAACUAACCCCACACCUUGUUUAUAUGAGUACAAAGUAAUGUAAAUUCACCUAUUUUAAUGAAAAAAAAAAAAAAAAGAAUCCUGGAAUUGAUUUAUAAAAACUAACUGACCAUGAAAUUCGCCAAAAUAGCAACAUAUAAUGCUACUGGUACUAAAAGAAAAUUAUUUUAUUAAAUUAUGAAUUCCACAUGUCUAUUAACUGUCCUCAAAUGUCUCUGAUAUGUGCCUUGAACACCAUGUGGCUUGUUACUGGAUGUAUAUUUGAUUUCUGUUUCUUUAUCUUUGCUGGAGUUUAUAUACUGUAUACUGUAUGUACCAGCCUGAUCGUUCUAUGACUCGCAUGUGCUCUUCUCACAACCUGUUCCCUUUGCUAUGAUUUGUAUAUAAGGUUUUAUUGAUGUUUCUGGGCUUAUUAUAAUAGAAUAAAGAUAA